GCUUGCCACAAUCACCUUCACCUUCUCAUUUUGUCACAUUCUCUAAUACGACACCGUUUCUCCCCUAAAUAAAAACCACACCAAAUUAAAAAAACAAAUGAAAAUUAAUAACCAUUUAUAUAAAACAUUAAUUAAAUAAAACGUUAUUUAUUCGCCGUUGUAAGUGCUUUCUCACUCAUCGGUAUUUCCGUUUUUCUCCAAUUGGCCAAUUCGACCACUCUCUGAAAAACGCCACCACCCUCUUCUUCUCCACUAAAUUUCUCUACGGUUCGUUCCUUCACACCGAACCGUACCGUACUACACUCUCUCGUGUUCUUCACUUCGCUAAACUCUAACAACUGAAAAAAAACUUGAUCAAAUCAAAUCCAUUCAAUUAUCAAUUCGUCCUUAUCAUCGCGUUUUGAUCAAUCCAUCUCACGGUUUUAGAGAUCGGAUUGUGGAAGAUCUAUGGCGCAUAGAGUGGAUAAUGAGUAUGAUUACUUGUUUAAGAUCGUUUUGAUCGGAGAUUCUGGUGUUGGAAAAUCCAACAUUCUCUCUAGGUUUACUAGAAAUGAAUUUUGUUUGGAGUCUAAAUCUACUAUUGGAGUUGAAUUCGCUACCAGGACUCUUCAGGUUGAGGGAAAGACUGUAAAGGCACAGAUCUGGGACACAGCAGGUCAGGAGCGGUAUCGUGCCAUUACCAGUGCCUAUUAUAGAGGAGCUGUUGGUGCUCUCCUUGUAUAUGACAUUACUAAGAGGCAAACCUUUGACAAUGUCAACCGGUGGCUGCGUGAAUUGAGGGACCAUGCGGAUUCUAACAUAGUGAUCAUGAUGGCUGGAAAUAAAUCUGAUUUGAACCAUCUUAGAGCUGUUUCAGAGGAUGAUGGUCAAGCAUUGGCAGAGAAGGAAGGUCUCUCUUUUCUUGAGACAUCUGCACUUGAAGCAACCAACAUUGAGAAGGCAUUCCAAACCAUAUUGACAGAGAUUUAUCAUAUUGUAAGCAAAAAAGCACUUGCAGCUCAGGAAGCAGCUGGCACCUCACUUCCUGGUCAAGGAACCACCAUCAAUGUUGCAGAUACUUCUGCUAAUACAAAGAAAGGCUGCUGCUCUACUUAAUGUGACAUUUUCAGUGAAAUCAUUAGUAGCAGAUAGUCCCCCCCAAUUCUGUUUUUGCCCUUUUCUCUAUUUUUAUUUUUCCUUCUUUAUGGGUGAGAUAGAAACAUGUAGAGUACAUUUACUUUGUUGAGUUGCGAUGAGGAACCUUGUGAAAGAUUCAAAACUAUAGUGUUGCUAAUUUCUUUUGCUAGUUUCUUUUGGUUAUCUCUUCCUUGAUGUGAUAAUUUGUUUUCAAUUGAUGUAAUAUUGGAACUGACAGAAAUUUGAUGAUAUAGCGUGGUUAAUGAGAAUCUGGUGUUUCAGGGAGGUCAUGUAAGAUUAAAAA
Messenger RNA from Trifolium pratense (red clover), 1420 nucleotides. RefSeq names its product ras-related protein Rab11C. The transcript has 3 exons. Gene Ontology annotation, molecular function: GTP binding; GTPase activity. The coding region runs from base 448 to 1095 and encodes 215 amino acids. Lineage: Eukaryota; Viridiplantae; Streptophyta; Magnoliopsida; Fabales; Fabaceae. The record is from RefSeq and is a predicted model, not a curated record. Gene Ontology annotation, cellular component: endosome.